AAGGAAAAAAGAAGAGAAAGAGGAGCCAUACUUGAUACUUCCCUCGUUUUUCUUUCGUUCUCCAAAUCUAUAUAAAGCAUAAGCAUUGGUGCAUUGCUUUCAACGUUUACUUCAACCCACCCAUCAAAUCCACACACCUCACCUUGUAACAAAAGAACCUCUCUCUCAAAACCAGACACUCCACAAACAUAUAAAACUCUUUGUCCCCUUUAUCUCUUCUCAAACUUCAAAUGAAUGAACAAAACUGAGGGAAAGUAAACAAACAUAGCAAGAGUUUUGAUGAUGAUGAUGAUGAUGAUGAUGAUGGAGAAUUUAAUAGGUAAGAGAAAGUUUCAUGGGGUGGUGUUAAUGUUGUUGUGCUUGUGGGUUUGUAGUGUCACAGCCUCUGUGACUUAUGACCACAGAGCAAUUGUUGUUGAUGGAAAGAGAAGAAUUUUGAUAUCUGGCUCCAUCCAUUAUCCAAGAAGCACACCUCAAAUGUGGCCGGACCUUAUUCAAAAGGCCAAAGAUGGAGGCAUUGAUGUUAUUCAGACCUACGUGUUUUGGAAUGGACACGAACCUUCUCCUGGACAAUACUAUUUCGAGGAUAGAUAUGACCUGGUAAAGUUCGUUAAGCUGGUACAGCAAGCUGGCCUUUAUGUUCAUCUCCGUAUUGGUCCCUACAUAUGUGCUGAAUGGAACUUUGGGGGAUUUCCUGUUUGGCUCAAGUAUGUUCGGGGUAUAGCUUUCAGAACUGACAAUGAGCCGUUCAAGGCGGCAAUGCAAAAAUUCACUACCAAGAUUGUGAGCUUGAUGAAAUCAGAAAGGUUGUUUCAAAAUCAGGGUGGACCAAUAAUUAUGUCCCAGAUAGAGAACGAGUAUGGACCAGUGGAAUGGGAAAUUGGUGCUCCUGGAAAAGCUUAUACGAAUUGGGCUGCUAAAAUGGCCGUAGGUCUAGAUACUGGUGUUCCCUGGGUUAUGUGCAAGCAAGAAGAUGCUCCUGAUCCUGUUAUUGACGCCUGCAAUGGGUUCUACUGUGAAAACUUUAAGCCCAACAAACAGUACAAACCCAAAAUGUGGACUGAGAAUUGGACUGGCUGGUACACUGAUUUUGGUAGUGCAAACCCUCGUAGACCAGCAGAAGACUUGGCAUUCUCAGUUGCAAGAUUCAUACAGAAUGGUGGUUCAUUUGUUAACUAUUAUAUGUACCAUGGAGGAACUAAUUUUGGUCGGACAUCUGGUGGUCUCUUCAUUACCACAAGCUAUGACUACGAUGCUCCCCUUGAUGAAUACGGACUUCAAAAUGAACCAAAAUGGGGGCAUUUGAGAGAUUUGCAUAAAGCAAUUAAACAAUGUGAGCCGGCUUUAGUGUCUACAGAUCCCACAGUGACAUCGCUUGGAUAUAACCUUGAGGCACAUGUGUUUAAGACCUCCGGUGCCAGUGCUGCAUUCCUUGCCAAUUAUGACACAAAAUCUUCUGCAAAGGCUAAAUUUGGAAGUGGACAAUAUGACCUGCCACCUUGGUCUAUCAGUAUUCUUCCUGACUGCAAAACUGAAGUUUUCAACACUGCAAAGGUUGGUGCUCAUAGCUGGCUAAAAAAGAUGACUCCAGUAAACAGUGCGUUUACUUGGCAGUCAUACAAUGAAGAACCUGUCUCAUCCAGUGGACGCGAUUCCAUCGCAGCAGAGGCACUUUGGGAGCAGGUCAAUGUGACCCGGGAUUCUACAGAUUAUUUGUGGUAUAUGACAGAUGUCAACAUUAAUCGUAAUGAAGGAUUUUUAAGGAAUGGGCAAUCUCCUGUUCUUACUGUAAUGUCAGCAGGCCAUGUUCUCCAUGUUUUCAUUAAUGGUCAACUUUCAGGAACUGUGUAUGGGGGAUUGGGGAAUCCCAAGUUAACAUUUAGUAACAAUGUGAAGCUGAGGGCUGGUAAUAACAAGCUUUCUUUACUUAGUGUUGCCGUGGGUCUCCCGAAUGUUGGUACGCAUUUUGAAACAUGGAAUGCUGGGGUGUUAGGCCCAGUCACUCUGAAGGGUCUAAAUGAGGGGACACGAGACUUAUCUCGGCAGAAAUGGUCUUACAAGGUUGGACUGAAAGGUGAAGCCUUGAGCCUUCACACUGUAAGUGGGAGUAACUCUGUGGAAUGGGCACGAGGAUCAUUAGUGGCUAAAAAACAACCUUUGUCAUGGUACAAGGCAACUUUUAGUGCACCAGCUGGCAAUGAUCCAUUGGCUCUUGAUAUGAAUAGCAUGGGAAAGGGUGAAGUAUGGAUAAAUGGUCGGAGCAUUGGUCGCCAUUGGCCUGGAUAUAUAGCACAUGACAAUUGUAAUGGUUGUAAUUAUGCUGGAUUUUAUACUGAUAAAAAAUGCCGCACAAAUUGUGGACAACCCUCUCAAAGAUGGUACCAUGUUCCUCGCUCAUGGUUGAACCCAAGUGGUAACCUCUUGGUUGUGUUUGAGGAAUGGGGAGGUGAUCCUCAUGGAAUCUCUUUGGUGAAAAGAACAUGAAGUGUGCUCAUAUGAUGCUCUCCUAUAAGGACAGCAUUGGCAAGCAAUAUCUGUCUCAUAGCUAAUAUAUAGGAAAUGCAAAGAAGCUCUCGUUUUGAGUCCUAUGCAGAGAAUACUGUGUGCUGCAAUUUACCAAAUAAAUGUGGUUCAGAUCUUAUAAAUUAUGAAGAUCAGUAUAUUAAGUAUUUGAAGUUCAACAUUGAUACCCAUGUCUUCUAGUAGUUACAAGUUUACACCCCAAAAGAUUGGCAGGGCCUAAUCAUGCACUGCCUGGCCAAAAUAAUAUAUGUAUAUAGGAGAGGAAUACAUUGAUUCAUCCAUGUAUUACAGGGCUUGUAUCAAAUCAAGAUUGAGCCCUUACACAUUGCUAUAAAAGGAAAUUAUUGGACACACAAAAUGUGUAGGAAUAUAUAAGAAGCCCCAUGACUGCACUUGCUUCCAAUGGUCACUUUUUUUUAGUUUUUCAAUGGUUCAACAAAAGUUAAAGGAAUUAUUCUGUUGAUAUUACCGAAACAUGGUUAUGUAUAAUUUUCAGUCAAUUUUUACGCUUUUAAAUAUCUGGUACACGAGUGAAGAGUGCAGUAUUCAAGAGAGUUAUUUUUUUAAUAAAUGUUUAUAGUAACUUUUAUAACUU
Messenger RNA from Abrus precatorius (Indian licorice), 3118 nucleotides. RefSeq names its product beta-galactosidase-like. The record is from RefSeq and is a predicted model, not a curated record. The transcript is spliced from 19 exons. Bases 280 to 2484 code for a protein of 734 amino acids. Gene Ontology annotation, molecular function: beta-galactosidase activity. Gene Ontology annotation, cellular component: vacuole; cell wall. Gene Ontology annotation, biological process: carbohydrate metabolic process. NCBI's taxonomy places the organism in Eukaryota, Viridiplantae, Streptophyta, Magnoliopsida, Fabales, Fabaceae.